Magnolia sinica is the source of this 673-nucleotide messenger RNA. RefSeq lists its product as uncharacterized. The transcript has 2 exons. The record is from RefSeq and is a predicted model, not a curated record. Lineage: Eukaryota; Viridiplantae; Streptophyta; Magnoliopsida; Magnoliales; Magnoliaceae. The coding region runs from base 60 to 623 and encodes 187 amino acids.
UAUAUUGUUUCUCUAAUUAGAUAAAAGACGCAAAAAAGGUAGUAACAAACCCGGAUAACAUGUGUUUUGAUGCAGGUCGUGAUGGAAAUACCAUAUGUAGCCAUCCAGACCACAUGCUAUACUCUUAUUGUCUAUGCCAUGGUGAGCUUCCAGUGGACAGCCGUAAAGUUCUUCUGGUUCUUCUUCGUCACCUUUUUCACAUUCCUCUACUUCACUUACUAUGGCAUGAUGACCGCGUCCAUCACACCGAACCACCAAGUGGCAGCUAUCUUUGCGGCAGCUUUCUAUGCACUCUUCAACCUGUUCUCUGGUUUCUUCAUUCCCAGACCGGCAAGUCCUCCCUAACGGACCCACAUCAGCAUCAUCAUCAUUACCACCAUCGUCAGCAACAUCAUCAUCAUCAUCAUCAAACACAAGCUGCAGCUGCUGUUUCUCUUGCAGUUCCAACCAGCUUCUUUCUAGCUCAGGUGGAAACACAAGGUGGGGCCCUUUACUCCCAGUUGUCUGUAAUGCCACUGAAAUCUGAUGGCUCCCUCUGUAUCAUGGAAACUCUUACAAGAUCACAGCAAGGUGAAGGUAUGCUUCUCUUCUUCCAUCUCUUCCUUUCAGUUUCUUUUAAAUAGCUUCUAAAAAUAAAGUCAUGUCUAUCUCUUUGUUGAUGGGAAUGAUGCCA